Messenger RNA from Rhodofomes roseus, 1875 nucleotides. RefSeq lists its product as uncharacterized. NCBI's taxonomy places the organism in Eukaryota, Fungi, Basidiomycota, Agaricomycetes, Polyporales, Fomitopsidaceae. Bases 325 to 1644 code for a protein of 439 amino acids. The transcript has 4 exons. The record is from RefSeq and is a predicted model, not a curated record.
UCUACUGACCACGGUGUUCAGGAUGCCGAGGUGCUCGCCGGUGGCUGCGAAUGACCCCACACUGAAGGGCGGACAUUCGUCUUCUCCACGUGAAGACUGCGUGGACGAUGCCAGGCAUAGUCGAACUCUAGAAGCAAGCUGCACGACUUUGCUGCCCCUGCAAGAGCCUCGCACUCUACUCUGGAGGACGCUUUUCAUCGACUAGUAUCAGGGCACAGCUCGACAUGGCUUUCAUGUCCCGACUCCUCGCAUGGCUGCCCGAGAUCUCCGGGAUGGAUUCCAACAUAUACUUGCCGCUGGAGACGCUGAUUACGAGCGCAACAGAUGCGCUGCAGACCCAAACCUUGGCUGCAUUGCAAAGACGCAGCGAACAGUGGCUACGGGGAUGGCAGCAUCGUCGAUGUCACGGUGGAAACCAUGGCCUUCAACGUGCUCGCAUCCCUAUUGAAACCUCCGAACACAUCAUGGAUUAUAUGGACUGGCCCACGCUACGCAGCGCCACGCUGGUUUGCCGUGCAUGGUAUCCUGGAGCCAAUCUCCGUCUAUUAUUCCACUGUCAAAAUCACGUCACGCAUGAGCUAUGACAUGCUCGCCCACACAGACGGGAGACAUCCCCUUCCUGGACCCCCUACCCCUUGUCUUUGCGAGCGUAGCGCCUUCACUGCGAGUACUCGACAUCUCCUGGGUAUUGCGACCUGUCAUGCAUCCGACCUUCUACCGCGGCCUCCGUCAAUUCCCAUGCCUCGCCUCACUGAAUUUGUUCCAUGCCCGACUGAGCAACAUCGCCCAGUUGCAACAGAUUGUCGUUACGAUCCCUCACCUACAGAACCUUACCCUGAACGAGGUGACCUUGCUGCGACCACGAUCUGCCGCACGCACCGAUCCCCGGACGAAGACCGAUAUCCGGCUCAGACAGCUACUCCAGAGAUUCGCGUCAAUGGGGGUUACUAUGGUCUCAACGGUGUAGAGGCCUUCGAAGCUAUAGUCAGCUGGCUGGUGUCCUCCGCACUAUGCGUCAGCUGGCUGGUGUCCUCCGCACUAUGCGCCUCCCUUCAAGGAUUGAUCACACAAUCCUCUUUCUCGAAUGGGGAUGCCCACGAACGUGCAUGUAUACGCCUCGAUGCGCUCCGCAGAGCAGGUGGACCAGUUCUCGCGUCGUAUCGUGACACACGGAGCGAAUUUUGGGAUGCAGGUCGCCGUGUAUCUACGUAUAAUUUCGCGCAUAACACGGCGUUGCGUAGCCUAGAAUUCAGUCUAGACAUCAUGGUCAGACAACCGGAUAGCAACUGGCCUACGGCGGCGGCAGAAUUGCGUGCUGCGCUUUCCACGAUCCGUAGCCCUCGCAUUGAACACAUCAUAGUCGUGACCUGGAUCGUGCUCAAUGACGUCGACGCACUCGACCAGACGAGAUGCAUCCCGUCUCUCGAGAUGGUCUCCCCGGAGUUACCCAGCCUACAUGCCGUCAUGUGUCUACCGUUGCUUCAACGCUUUGCAGCGUGUCGACGUCAAAUUGGAGCUUCGGUAUACUGGCGUGUUACAGAGCAAGGAAUGGGCGGACGAUAUCGCACGAGCGCACGAGCGCAUCUGCCGGGAACUGUUCACACCGUGGCGCAAUUGCCAUGUUGUCAGCAUCUCCUACCGUGACAAGACUGUCAAGUGGUCGCACUAGCAUUAGAAUGCAGAGUGUUCGAUUCCGCUGAGUGUACAGUACUGGGAAAUGUUUCCCGAAUAUUGAUACAAGAAAUCGAGUUGGUGCCAGACCUGCCGACCGAUUAUCAUACAGAUUCCGAAUCCCAUUGACCAAAUUUAAGUCCGAUAUGCCUCUACGAACACCUGCGUGCUAGACAAUCGCAACGACCGCGCUACACAUUCUCG